CUUACUUCUUCCCGCAUUGCACUCAUCAGGUCGAGAUCAAAACAGCAAGGACUUCAAUCGAUAGGGCUGGACAACUUGAUAGCGAGUAGACGUUGUUCGUUGAGCGACUGGGCCAAAAAUGAAGCUAGCAACAGUCAUUGUGGUUUUGCUGAGCGUAGCUUGCUCGCUCGCGUAUGGACAAAGCAACCACACCUUCCGAUUAUCUAACACUCUUGGCUCAAACAUGGUGCUGCAACGUAAGCCACACCAGGCUGUGAUCUGGGGAUGGAGCCAGCCGCAGGACACAGUGACUGUCUACCAUGCAAACUGGGUCGGACCAUUUACGGCUGAUGAGAACGGAAUGUGGAAAGCAGAGCUGCCCUCUACGGAAGAAGGCGGCCCAUACACGAUCUCAGCCCAGUCGAAGCACUUCAACUCCGAAAUACACAUGGACAACGUUGUGUUCGGUGACGUGUACCUGUGCGGGGGACAGAGCAACAUGCAGUUCACAGUCGACUGCGGAUUCAAUGCAACCAGUGAAGUCGAAAAGGCUGACAAGUAUGAGGAUAUCCGUGUGUUCACCGUCGGUCAGAAGACAUCAUCAGCCACUGCGUUGACUGAGCUGGCGACCAUUGAACAGAACUGGACAGUUGCCUCGCGGGCUUCAAUUGGCGGCGGAAACUGGACCUAUUUCUCAGCUGUGUGCUGGUACUUUGGGCGAGAUCUCUACGACCGUCUGGAGAAGAAGGUGCCCAUUGGUCUGAUAAGUAACAACUGGGGAGGCACCUGUGUGCAAGCCUGGAGCAGCCCGGACGCGCUGGCAAAAUGUAACCAGACGGCAGGAAGCCAAUAUGAAACAUUUGAGAGCGUCGAUGGCAAGGAGAAGGCGGGAGCUGAGAGAGCUGGUGGUAACUCUGGUCUUUACAAUGCCAUGAUUCACCCAUAUCUGCCUAUGAGGAUGUCUGGCGCUAUCUGGUACCAGGGUGAGUGCAACGUAGGAGCGAGUCCACAGCACGGCGGAGAAUACUACGGAUGCCAGUUCCCGGCUAUGAUCGACGACUGGAGGACAAAGUUUGCCCUUCUGGACAUGUACUUCGGCUUUGUUCAGCUGGCCCCGUGGAUUGCGAGCAAGAGCAACAGCACUGCGGUUGCCGAGCUCCGGCAGAGUCAAAUGGCUGCACUGAAGCUGCAGAAUGUUGGCAUGGCCAUAGCAGGGGAUCAUGGAGAUCCGACCUCGCCGUUUGGCAGCGUGCAUCCGCGUGACAAGCAGGACAUCGGUUUCCGCCUGUCGCUGACUGCUCUGGCCUUGCAAUACAAAAUGCCACUGGAGGUAUACCAAGGCCCUAUCUGUACCGGUGCAAAUGUCGCUAACAUGCAGCCUGGAACAGGCGGUAUGAUGCAUGUGCAGCUGACCCUGGACUUCCAGCCGUCCACCGUCGGCCACACCGAGCUGUUCGUCAAGAAGAACGUCACCUGCCCGGCUGGCGUACCGCCGGCGUCGUGCUCGUCAUUCCAGCUGCAGUCACGCUCCGACCAGUCGUGGCACGACGCGCCCGAUGUCGUCAUGCUGGGCGAGAACGUGGCCGUCAGUGGUAGCGUGCCGUUCACGGCGCAAACCAAGCUGCACCCGGUGUCGGGCGUGCGCUACGGCUUCUCCAACUGGCCAGUUCUCAUGGUGUACAAUGCCGUCGGCUUGCCGGCAGUGCCAUUCUCUAUAGAGCUAGAGAUGCCGUGAGCAAUGAUUCUGAACGAUUAUGCAGUCCGGAAAUUUCAUCUUUAAUAUAGAGGCUAUCUUCUUGUUGUAAUACUGGGUACUGAUAGUGAGGCUGCGGUUCAAGUUCUCCCGGCUAGCUUUCAAUCCAUGGAAAACCGUAUGACGUACCUCUUGGUAUUUAGACUAGCUUUCUUGUUGUUUUCAGUUUUCACACUUACCACACUUUGCCUUGUAAUGUUGAUGCUACGUUGUUCAGCUUAUCAAUCCCGCCAUGGCCCAUGGGCAGUAAGAGGUGUUGUUGUCAUCGUC
Molecule: messenger RNA, 2002 nt
Organism: Sycon ciliatum
Lineage: Eukaryota; Metazoa; Porifera; Calcarea; Leucosolenida; Sycettidae
Product: sialate O-acetylesterase-like
Exons: 13
Coding region: 119-1714 (531 amino acids)
Biological process (GO): carbohydrate metabolic process
Molecular function (GO): sialate O-acetylesterase activity
Source: RefSeq, a predicted model, not a curated record